This is a messenger RNA of Vigna umbellata (rice bean), 1056 nucleotides long. Lineage: Eukaryota; Viridiplantae; Streptophyta; Magnoliopsida; Fabales; Fabaceae. The record is from RefSeq and is a predicted model, not a curated record.
AUGGAGAAUGAAAUUGAAAAGUUCAUGAAAGUAUGGAUUUUAGCCAUGUUAGGGUUAUGUUAUUGCUAUUACAUAACUUCAAGAAUACCAAAGGGCUUCUUCAAACUUCUGUCUUUGAUUCCCAUUAUUUACCUCUUCAUCACUCUUCCCUUCAAAAUCUCUUCACCUAACUUAGUUGGCUACACUUCCUUAUUCCUUGUUUGGCUUGGCACUUUCAAACUCCUUCUUUUCUCCUUCAACCAAGGCCCUUUUGCUCAAUCACCCCAAAACAUUCUCCAUUUCAUCUCCAUAGCUUCCCUCCCCAUCAACCCCACACAACAUCCAAACAACACCCAAAAGUUACCCAAAUGGCUUUUGGCCCGAAAAGUGCUUACUUUAGGCAUCACUGUACAUGUUUCUUCCUACAUUCAAUAUAUGAACCCUCAUUUUAUAUCAGUUCUCUAUUAUUGUUACUUGUACCUAGGCUUAGAGAUCGUGUUAGCUUUUAUAACUUUCACUGUUCAAACCGUUUUUGGCUUUCAAAUAGAACCACUAUUCAACAAACCCUAUCUUUGCAUGUCCCUUCAAGAUUUUUGGGGCCAUAGAUGGAGCCUUAUGAUUACUCGUAUUCUACGUCCAACCAUAUACAAUCUUGUAUGUCAUAUAUUUACUUAUGUUUUCAACCCAACGUAUGCCACGUCAGUUGCCAUGUUGGCUACAUUCCUUGUUUCUAGGCUUAUGCAUGAGUUAAUGUACUAUUACCUCACACGUGUGUCUCCCACGUGGGAAGUGACGUGUUUUUUCAUGCUUCAUGGUGUGUGCACGACGGUGGAGGUGGCUCUGAAGAAGGUGGCUCUUCGUCGUGGGUGGCGGUUACACCAUGCCAUGUCGAGGCCUCUUGUGAUGGUGUUCUUGGUUAGCACAUGUUGGUGGUUGUUUCUUCCUCAACUAUUAAGGAAUGGUGUGAAUAAUCAACUAUUAAGGAAUGGUGUGAAUAAGAAGGCCACACAAGAGUAUGAAAUUUUGGUGGAUUUUGUUGUGCACUCUCGAUUACCAUACAUAUAUGUAUGUCUUUAG